Zootoca vivipara (common lizard) is the source of this 8328-nucleotide messenger RNA. Lineage: Eukaryota; Metazoa; Chordata; Lepidosauria; Squamata; Lacertidae. The record is from RefSeq and is a predicted model, not a curated record.
GCAGUAGUAUAGAGGCGGGGGGUUUGGCUUCCCGGGCCGGGGCCGGGCCAUGGGGAAAGAGCAGGAGCUGCUGGAGGCCGCCCGCACCGGGAACCUGCCCGCUGUGGAGAAGCUGCUUUCGGGCAAGCGCCUCAGCUCGGGGUUCGGCUCCGGCGGCGGCUCCGGGUCCUCGGGGGGCGGCGGCGGAGGUGGCAGCAGCGGCGGCGGGGGGCACCCUCUCUCCAGCCUCCUCAGCAUAUGGAGAGGACCAAAUGUGAACUGUGUUGACAAUACUGGAUAUACUCCAUUGCACCAUGCUGCUUUGAAUGGUCACAAGGAUGUUGUGGAAGUUCUUUUAAGGAAUGAUGCAUUAACCAACGUGGCCGACUGCAAAGGCUGUUAUCCUCUUCAUUUGGCAGCUUGGAAAGGAGAUGCUGAAAUAGUGAAACUACUAAUACACCAGGGACCAUCUCACACUAAAGUGAAUGAGCAGAAUGCUCUUGAGAUCAAAGAACUCAAAAAGUACGGCCCCUUUGACCCCUAUAUCAAUGCCAAGAAUAACGACAAUGAGACGGCCCUGCACUGUGCAGCUCAGUAUGGCCAUACAGAAGUGGUGAAGGUUCUUCUGGAGGAGUUGACUGACCCUACUAUGCGCAAUAACAAGUUUGAGACUCCUCUUGACUUGGCUGCACUCUACGGGAGAUUAGAAGUUGUGAAAAUGUUGCUCAAUGCGCACCCCAAUCUUUUAAGCUGCAAUACUAAGAAACACACACCUUUGCACCUGGCUGCUAGGAAUGGCCAUAAAGCUGUAGUUCAUGUUCUCCUGGAUGCUGGCAUGGAUAACAAUUACCAGACGGAAAAAGGCAGUGCUUUGCACGAAGCUGCUUUAUUUGGCAAAACAGAUGUAGUACAGAUACUGCUAGCUGCGGGCAUUGAUGUGAAUAUAAAAGAUAACAGAGGCCUGACUGCUUUGGAGAUUGUGAGGGAGCUUCCAUCUCAGAAAAGCCAACAAAUAGCAGCUUUCAUUGAAGAUUGCACAACAGGGAAGAAGAUUGCAAAAGCAGAAGACAAGACACCGCCACCAUCAGCUACCUCUACUGAAACCUCAGUUCGUGUUCCCCAGGGGAAUGUGGAGAAAGCAGUGACAGAGCUGAUCAUAGAUUUUGAUGGAAAGCCAGAUGAGUGUCCAUAUGAAGUCUUGUACAAUGCAACAUCCUGCCAUUCUUUAGACAGCCUUGCCAGUGGAAGAUCUUCAGACAGAGAUUCAGUGAAUAGGGAAGCGGAGAUGACCAGUGUUAAAGUGACAGGAGUGAGGCCUAGAGAGCGUCCGCCGCCUCCUGCCAAGCCUCCCCCUGAUGAAGAGGAGGAGCCUGUAGAGAAGCAAAGUUCAUCUUCUAAGGGUUUUGUCAGCAAGAGGAAGAGUAGGGGAAGCACAGCUGAUGAAGAAGAGGAGCAUCCUUAUGAGCUGCUGCUAACAGCAGAAACUAAGAAACACGCUGCAACAGAUAAAAAAACAAAAGGUGAAUCAUCUUCAGGUCCUGCCAGCAGUGUCCAGCCACAGGCCUGGCCACGAAAAGGUCAGUCUUCCCAAGAUUCCCAGUGGCCACUGAAUUGCCAAGCUUCUUCUGACUUUUCUUCUAGUCAUUCCGAGCAAUAUCCAAGUCCUGAAUCAAAAGACCAAAGGACGAGCAGCAACAGCCAAGCAGAUGCCCAAGAUGCCCAAGUUCUGGAUCAGUUCUCAGGUCUGCUGCAUGGUUCUUCUCCAGUCUGUGAAAUAAAUGAGGACCCUUUCAGACUUAUUUCUGCUGUGGGCAAAGGAAGUACCGAGGGGACUGCUAUGCAGCUUGAAGAUGUUGAGGAAUCCAUAUCGGUACAGACUAGCACUGCAGACCAAAAUAAAGUGGUCUAUUCAACUGUCCGCCAUACCAGUGACAACAAGUUGGACCCUGAAACUUUAGCACAUCCUCACUUGCCACAGCACCCUGGUGGUGCUGAGGAAGGAGACAAGAGCAGUGUUGUGGGCAGAGUUCACCCAGGAGGCAAGCCCAGAGCAGAACUCAAACUUAGCCGUAGCUUGUCAAAAUCGGACUCUGACCUCUUGACCACCUCCCCAACAGAGGACGAUACUAUGGGGAGCAGAAGUGAAUCACUUACCAAUUGUAGUGCUGGAAAGAAAAGGCUGGAGAAAUCACCUUCAUUUGCUUCAGAGUGGGAUGAGCAGUUUCAGCAGCAGGUGCCUGAUGUCGCCGAUGUUCAAUCUUUCUCCAAUAUUGAAAAAAUAAUGAGCUCCAUUGGUGAAGGCAUUGACUUUUCUCAGGAACAGCAGAGGAUUUCAGGUUCACGGAUGCUGGAGCAGAGUGUUGGGGAGUGGCUGGAGUCCAUCGGCUUGCAGCAGUAUGAGAGCAAACUGCUUCUCAAUGGCUUUGAUGAUGUUCGCUUCCUGGGCAGUAAUGUCAUGGAAGAUCAGGACCUUCGAGAGAUUGGUAUUAGUGACCCACAGCAUCGCAGAAAACUUCUUCAGGCAGCACGGGCUCUUCCUAAGGUGAAAUCCCUGGGCUGUGAUGGGACUCAGCCUUCUGUUCCUGUAUGGCUUGACUCCCUGGGGCUGCAGGAUUAUAUUCAAUCAUUUUUGUCGAGUGGCUAUAGCUCUAUAGACUCUGUGAAAAACCUCUGGGAACUAGAACUAGUAAAUGUACUUAAGGUAAAUCUUAUUGGCCAUCGUAAGCGUAUAAUAGCCUCUCUGGCAGACAGACCAUAUGAGGAGCCCCCACAGAAACCACCACGGUUCUCUCAGCUAAGAUGCCAGGAUUUGAUAUCCCAGACGUCUUCACCCCUAAGCCAGAGUGACUCUUGUACAGGGAGGUCUGCAGAUCUCCUGCUGCCUUUGGGGGAUGCUGGAAAGAAGAGACAUGAGGGCAGCCAUGACAUUGCAUCAUACCCCAGAACAGAGAGACUCAAGGCACAGGAGGAACGCCGUGAAUCUAAACUUACACUCAGACCCCCUAGUCUGGCUGCUGCUUAUGCCCCUGUCCAACACUGGCAGCAUCAACCAGAGAAGCUUAUAUUUGAAUCCUGUGGGUAUGAAGCCAAUUAUCUAGGCUCCAUGUUAAUCAAAGAUCUUCGAGGGACAGAAUCUACACAGGAUGCCUGUGCAAAGAUGAGGAAAUCAACAGAGCAUAUGAAGAAGACCCCAACUAUAAUAUUAUCUAUCACUUACAAAGGAGUGAAAUUCAUUGAUGCAUCUAACAAGAAUGUUAUUGCUGAGCACGAAAUCCGGAACAUCUCUUGUGCUGCACAGGACCCGGAGGAUCUUUGUACAUUUGCCUAUAUCACAAAGGACUUGCAAACUAGCCACCACUACUGCCAUGUCUUUAGUACCAUUGAUGUAAAUCUAACAUAUGAAAUCAUUCUGACAUUGGGACAAGCAUUUGAAGUAGCCUACCAGCUGGCCCUCCAAGCCCAAAAAUCAAAACCUCCAGGUGCUUUGACAGCUGAAAUGAUAGAAACAAAAUCUUCAAAACCGGUGCCUAAACCUCGAGCCAGCAUGAGGAAAUCAGCAGUGCCGCUCCCUCCCGAUAGUCGCUGUUGUUACUGUCACACCUGUACUACACACCGUCCCUCCUAUCUGCCGCUGCAAUCUGUUAGUCAAGGAGCUAAGCUCGAGCCAUCUGAAGUGGACCAAGACUCCCAGUCCCAUGCUAGUGUGUCCUGGGUUGUAGAGCCCAAGCAGGAUUCCAAGAGGACCCUCAGCACUAAGUAUGAGACUACUAUCUUCUGAAAACAAAUCCUGCAUCCAACCAGUCUAACCGUGCCUUUGCAGUCUGAUCUGUCUGCUGUUCUAAAUCCCUCCUUCCUUCCAUUGCUGACACUAGGUGUGGCACCAUCAGAGGCAACAGCACUAGGAUACCAUAGACUAAACAGCAUUUUGUAUCUGAUCUCUACUGAACGCUGUGAAUUCUCCUAAUGGAAACAAGUGUAACUCACUGAGAGAGCUACCUGUUUUAGAUGUCUGUGAGGUGGGAGAAAUGAAGCCCGUAGGAGUCAAAUAUGUGGAUUUCAGAAAACACCCAGUGUUUCUUGACUUUCUCUUCAUUUUGACACUGUGAAUUUGUGGGGUGAAGUAACACUCCAUAGGCCUUUUCUAUUUAUCAUUCUAAACCUUGGACUGUUCUACAACUUUGGUCUCAUAUGUACAUGCUGUCUCAAUUUAGAUUUAUACCUCCAUACUGAGUCAUGGCCACAAAACUGUUUCCAAUAAGUAGCACUCUUCUACUUGUCAUCUCAGAAGACACUAACCACUGUGAUACUGCUUGCAAACCUCUUGCUCACCAGAUUUCCUAGCAUGGAUGCUGCUCACAAUCUUUGCUGUCCUUGGAUAACUGAAUGCAUGGUAUAAUAUAAAGUUCUACUUGGCAGUGUGUCUGCUCUACUUAAACGCUUUUCCUUUUUCCUAGGAGUUCGGCUUGGUAUAUUUAAGAAAAUGCCAAAAAGGGAUGUUUUCAGCUGUUCAUUAAACAUGAUGCCUUUUUUUAAAUCGUUUCCUGGAAUUAUCACUUUCUGUUCAGGUUAACCAAUCUGCUUAUAAAUAAUAAUUUUGAAUUGAUUCCCCCCUAAACUCUUGCUAAAAUUGAAACUUUCAAAGGCACAUGUCACUAAAUUGUACACAAAGACUGACAAUCAAGGGUGUACUUUUACUGUAACAGAACACAGUUCCCCUUUAGAAGAAAAGGGGUCAAAAUUUCAUGCAAAUAGCAUCCCUUUAAAAAUGGCUAAAUGUAGCAUUCCAAGCACACUGACACUAUCAAAAUAUUUGCCAUUUAUUUGUCUUCAAGCAGAUGAGCAGUCUGUUGUAUUUGCCUUAUUACAUUCUUCAAAUGGCAAACUUUACGUAGCUCAUUAAACAAUGAUUGCAAAGAAAUGUUGGAUUAGGACCUGCUUUUGAUAAUAACGUUAAGGCCAAAAUACUUAUUCCUACAGAGAUUAUUUCUGAUAUUGUUAGAGUAGAGAAGUCACUGUAUUGGACAAAGAUCUCAAGCAAUUUUUUAUCUAUCUCUGUUCUGAGAAUAGGGUCAGCAGUGAGACAGUUGUUGAUGAUAGGUGAGGUGGGGCCAGACAUCUGCCCACUGUCCCUGGAAUUAUGUCCAGGAAAUUAUACCAAAUUGUAACUAGGUAUAAUUACAGUUGAAGAAUUUAGUCUCUUUAGACUACUGCAGAAUUUAGUCUCUUUAUACUACUGCACAUUUGAGUGUUAAUAAAUAUAUCUGUGCUUUGCUUUUAUUCUCAAAAAGCAAACAAUUAUUUCUCUAAUAUGAAUAGUUUUAAUCUCUGUCAGUAAGAGCUACAGGAGUUAUUGGUGAUUUUUCUCUCUCCUGAAAACCAGAUAACAUAGUACAUGUGCCUUUUAAUGGUAAACUAUCCAAGAAACUCCUGCCAACCUAGCAGUUCGAAAGCACGUCAAAAUGCAAGUAGAUAAAUAGGGACCGCUACAGCGGGAAGGUAAACGGCGUUUCCGUGUGCUGCUCUGGUUCGCCAGAAGCGUCUUUGUCAUGCUGGCCACAUGACCUCGAAGCUAUACGCCGGCUCCCUCAGCCAAUAAUGCGAGAUGAGCGCGCAACCCCAGAGUCGGUCACGACUGGACCUAAUGGUCAGGGGUCCCUUUACCUUUAUCCAAGAAACAUCAGAGCAGUUGGUUAUGAACAGAGGGCAUCCACCAUAUGGCUAUAAAACACACAAAGCUGUGGCCAUUAACUUCUCCACCACUGUAAUUGAAGGCUUCCCUCAGUAGUUUUACAUGAAUGAAUAGCUCGUUCCCUAUAUUUCUUUCCAUUAAUAUUGUCCCCAUUCUGUUUGCCUUCUGCCAAGCUGAACAGCAGACAUCCGCGUUCCUCCAUGGAAAUGUAGUAAAGGGGCAGAGCACUAAGAAGCAGAGAAACCGUGAUGUAUGAAGAUCAACACCCGGCUCUGGGAUAUGUCCUUGGCUGCUCAUUAAGGACUUCCAGAGUUGAGUGAAAAGAGAUUCCAGCUACAAUCUGACAAAAAGCAGUAUGUGUUUUUAGCAAGAGAAUGAAACAUCUGAGGUUAAGAGACUGAUGCUCUGAUUUAAAACAGUGGUGUAAAUGCAGCAAUAUUGUGAAAUCCACAAUUUCAGCAUAACAUGUGUUGAUGAAAGUGGAGAAUCUUAACUGUUAAAAAUGUGAAUGUGCCUGUCUUACAGCAUAGGUUGAGUGGAUGCUAGAAUAUUAAGCAUUAUACACUUGAGGUUGCUAAGUAGUAGGCAAAGAUUCUGAAGUCACUGCAAUAUUAAACUUUGAAGGUACUGGCAACUGUGAAGGUACUGUACACCCUUCACAGCUGCAGUGAAAGAAGUGGAAAACAGGGCGUCUUUAAUAAAACUAUCAAUAUUUAACCCUUCAUGAUCAUUGCUGAACUGAUGCCUGGUACAAGUGUGCUUUUACUGCAAAGAACUCUUAUUAUUGCAGUAUUUCUUUUCUGGUUAAGUAAAAUUUUGUCACACAUUUAUAUAUACAUUGAAUAACUGGACUGUAGCUCCAUGCAUCUCAUUCCUGUACCAUAUUUUUGAAAAUGUGGUUGUGCCCUGAUGGUUUGGGAUUUUUAAGUAGUUAAUUCACUGAUUAGCACUUUUUAUACUAGUUCAUAAUUUAAGUAUACUUAGUAUAUCAGUUUCACAAUAUGAAAAAGAUGUGGAGAGAUUUUGGGCAUUAUGCUGAAACAGUUGUUUCUUGUUCUACUCCACCCAAGAACGACUGUAUGCUUCACAUAGAGUAUCACAGUCUCAAACACUGGUUUUGGCUAUGGCUGUGAUAUAUACAUCUUUCUAUAGCCUAUCUGAGGAAGUGCAAAUAAGUCUGUGUUAGCUUGUGGUACCCUGCUAUUUUGUUAAUGGCUUGUUUCGACUUCUGUAUCUUUAAAAUGUAAUUUAGUCUUAUUCCAGAUGAAAAGGUAUCGAGAAAAAACCAAAUCAUCUUCCCAAAGGCCUGGCUUUGGAAAUAAUUGGUGGAUGAAUUUUUGAAAUAUUAACAUUCCUUUAUAUUCAUAUGUGAAUGAUAUGCUGGUGAUGGUUAUAAAUACUGAGGUACUUAUAACUGUUGAGAGAAUGCACAGUGAACUGUUUUGCUAUAGAGAGGAUAGCCUUAGAACAUGGUGACAAAAUGAGCGAAAGCUUCCAACUUGCUUCUUCCAGUGAUCAGGUGCUUCCUUUCUCAGAGUUUACAUGGACAUACGGUAGCAAUAUCUAUGACAGUAUCUCCUGCUUAGGCAUUAUUUAUAAGAAGGUAAUCAAAGCCAUUCUGGACUGGACUUUUCCUAUGAAUUUUAGUUGUUCCUUGGCUCUGAGCAGUUUGAAUACUACGAGACUCCUGCCUCUCUGUGGGGUUUUGCAGCACUCUGAGGAAAAGUGCCCUAUAUUCCUGGCAUUGAAUGUGUUUUGAGGUCUUCAAUGAAAAUGCUGUUGCUGUUCUAGCACCAACCUGUGCUGAAGUGGCAUCAUCAAUGCUUUCCCCCCCAGUGCGCCAAAUGUUCCCCUUUUCAAAAAGAUGUAUGUCUUCUGUAGACUUCUUUUUAUCUUUUGUGUCCUGGAGAAAACACUAUAAAUUUUAAGGUGGCUAAAAGAACUGCUCCUUAGCUCUUGAAUGGGAAAUCAUGUUAUUAAAAUCAGACUCUUGAAAUAUUUUUAUUUUGUACAUGUCAUUGUUGGCUCAUAGGAUCUGGCAUUUUUUACUUUCUUAGCUUGAAAUGAAAGUCUUAUUUGAUUUCUGAGGUACGUAACAAUUCUGGCCCCCCAUAAAUGAAAUUCUAGAGCAGUUUAAGAGUUGUGCUGUUCUUGCAGACCAGAUAUCUGAGGGUACCUCACUUUUUAAAAUAACUUCUACACUUGUGAAACUAAAAUGAGUUGGGUGACACCUCACUCCUACAUUGUCUCCUUUUGCAUGAUCAGUAUGAAUGUCUAGCAGCAGGAAUUUACGCUAUGCUUGCACCUGAAGAGGGCAGGUUGAUUCUUGGUAACAGGCAGUUUGGUUUACAAUGUAGACACUCCUUUGCUAAUUGUGAUGUAUGGCAGUGGGACUGAUUUGUAAUAAAAAUGUUAUUUAAUCUGUCUUUGUAUUUUGAUACUUGAACUAUUUCCUUUUUAUUUUCUGUAUAUAAAAAUUGUUAAAUCUGUCCAUGUUUUUGUGGUACCAAACAUAACCAAUCUGUGCAACAACAUAGACUGACCUCACUACAACAAGGCGAGACUGUAAAUAUUCCUGGGCUUCCAGCAGUCGUUUUGUUGUUUGUUUUUCAUAAUUGUAUGACUUAGAGCAGACUAAAUUAAUAAAAUUAGACACAACA